CCCGAAUCAGCUGACAAUUUCUCUUCGUGGUGUAGUAUGCACUUGGAUUUAGGUAGUUUGAGGAAGUGAACCUUUUUAGCUUUUCCCUUAAAAAAAAAAAAAAGAAUGAGAAGAAAGAGUAAGGGCAAACGCAGGCGUGCGGCACCUGCAACAACUCUCACUUCUCCUUCCCUCUCCGCCAUUCCCAUUCUAUCGGAUGAACACAACAACAACGCACCAACUGCGUUUGAUACCGACUGCGACGAUGACAAUAAUGCCCUUCAUCACCGCGGCUCCGAACCCGAACCCGAACCCGAACUCGAACCUGUGGAUAUAUUUGACAAAACUAUCUGCAUUCACUGCGAUAACAAACGCGAAGAGGCGGAGGGAGUUUUAAUCUGCGGCGGAAGGGGCUGCCCCGUCGCGGUCCACGCCACCUGCCUCGGCUUCGAACCUGAAUUCGACGAUUCCGGUAACUUUUGCUGCCCCUAUUGCUGGUAUAAGCGCGCCGUGGACACGUGUCGACGGUUGAGGGAGAAGGCCAUGAAGGCGAAGGGAGAAUUGUCACGCUUUUUUGGACAAUCACGUGCGGGUGCAACAGAUUAUAGUGCUGCUGCACGUGUGGAUCCGGCUGUUCAGGAUAGUGAAGAACUCAUGGAGGAAACAGAAACAGAAGAACAAUCUGAAGAGAAUAAAGAUGAGGAGGGAAUGGUUGAGGAAAGUGAAAAACUCGUGGAGGGAAAAGAAACAGAAGCUGAAGAGAAUAAAGAGGAGGUAGAGGGUAAGGUUCGGGAUAGUGAAGAACUCGUGGAGGAAAUGCAAACAGAAACAGAAGGACAAACUGAAGAGAAUAAAGAUGAGGAGGGAGAGGCACGUGUGGGUGCAGAUUCCAGUGCUGCUGCACGUAAGAAUCCGGUUCAGGAUGGGGAAGAAAUUGUGGAGGGGAUGGAGACAGAACUAGAAGCACAAUCUGGAGAGAAUAAAGAUGAGGAGGGAAAGGUUCGGGACAGCGAAGAACUCGUGGAGGAAAUGGAAAUGGAAAUGGAAAUGGAAACAGAAACAGGAGCAGAAGUGCAACCUGAAGAGAAUAAAGAUGAGGGUAAGGUUCAGGAUAGUGAAGAACUCGCAGAGGAAACGGAAACAGAAACAGAAGGACAAUCUGAAGAGAAGAAAGAUGAGGAGGGAAAGGUGGCUGUGAUGAGUAGUUCUGUGAGUGAGACCAAUGAUUCGGAAUCUGUGGCCGAAGCAGUGAAGAAAAGGAAGGAUCAGAAGAAGAAGAAGGUUGCUUCAUCGAGGAAAUCUUUGUCGCGACAACAAGAGCAUAAGAAUAAGCAUUAUAAGACUAGAGGGAAAUUUGCCAACAAGGACGAGGAGGAAGUUACCAGCUUCAAAAGUAUCAGUUUGAGGCAGCAACCACAGAGAAUGAAGCAGAGUUCACUGACUGCAAAGCGAAGGAGAUUACUUUGGACAGCUGAAGAAGAAAAAGUUCUCAAGGAAGGUGUAUCGAAGUUCUCCACAGAAAAUCAGAAUAUCCCUUGGAGGAAAAUUUUGGAAUUUGGCUGUCGUGUAUUUGAUAAGACUCGUACUCCUGUUGAUCUCAAGGAUAAAUGGAAGAAUAUUAUCUCCAAGAAAGGUUGGAAGAAUUAAACAUAAGAAGGGGUAUGAAGACCAGUGGCCUUGGAAUAUAACAAUAUACCAUGAUAAAGGAAACAACAAGCCUGUGUUGCCUAUGAACUAUGAAGACCUCUCUGCAGCAAAUUCUGCUGGUGGUUUUUACAAUAGUACUUGAUCUAACUACUGCUACCCUCCUAUUUUCAAGACACCUAUAGUUUGUCUUAUAAAUGACAGAAAAACCUGCACCAAGAGCUCCACCUUCAUAUAACCAUGGCUAUUUCAUUAGUUUUCAUUUUCACUUUGACGCUGUCUGUGUUUAUUUUGCCAUUGAAAAUGAAUGCUCUUGAAAUAUUUAGUUGUAAAGCAGUAUCAGUAUGUAAAUGCUGUGAGGUAGUUAUUUCAGACCUUCGGACGGUGUAUUCUAGGUUCUGAUUUCCUCUAUUAAUGAAGUCAUAGUUGUACUGGUGGUAGGCAACACCCACCCCCUCCACCAUAUUUGUUGGCUAUGUCUAUUUUGUCCUGGAGGUCCUCUGCUUCAAAUACAGCAUCCUUGACAUCAAGCCGGGCUUUCAGAUAUCGAUUUCUGAUUUUGUGAACUUCUAGGGAAGACUCACCAUAUUUUGUGCAUAUCUUUUUUUUAUUCGUAGGAAUUUAAGACAGAUGCUAUGAGAUUUUGUCCAUAUAUUUUUUUUAUUUGUAGUAAUCUAAGAUUUUGUGCAUAUUUUAGACAAUUUCGUGGACGGUGUGCAUAUAUUAUGCGUUGACACAUUUAUUUGUUAUUUAGAGGCUUCAAAAAUGUUGGAAUAAUGCAUUUUUUUU
Molecule: messenger RNA, 2412 nt
Organism: Glycine soja
Lineage: Eukaryota; Viridiplantae; Streptophyta; Magnoliopsida; Fabales; Fabaceae
Product: neurofilament medium polypeptide-like
Exons: 5
Coding region: 106-1626 (506 amino acids)
Source: RefSeq, a predicted model, not a curated record